Messenger RNA from Ipomoea triloba (trilobed morning glory), 5424 nucleotides. Its product is annotated as putative late blight resistance protein homolog R1A-4. The record is from RefSeq and is a predicted model, not a curated record. The transcript has 9 exons. NCBI's taxonomy places the organism in Eukaryota, Viridiplantae, Streptophyta, Magnoliopsida, Solanales, Convolvulaceae. Gene Ontology annotation, biological process: defense response to other organism. Bases 47 to 4309 code for a protein of 1420 amino acids. Gene Ontology annotation, molecular function: ADP binding.
ACAAUACAGAGUGAGAUUGCAAGAGAAGAGAAGAGAAGAGAAGAGGAUGGCUUGUGUUGCUUUAACUUCUCUCAUGGCAACCAUCGAGCUUGAGCUUCUGCAACCAACCGCAAGGGUGUGUCUUCAUGAUGAUGAAGCAUCAAUCAAAUCUUUGUUUGAAAACCUUUCUUCUUUGCAAACAUUUCUCGAGGAGGAAUCCAGUGGUGAUGAUGCUGCGGCGCUCAACGAUUUGGAAAUCCAAAUCAGGGACUUCGCUCUCAAAGCCGAAGACGACAUUGAAAUACAACUCAGCAAAUUUCUUCUGGCCGAAGACGACACAGAGCAUCAAGAAAACGCUUAUCAGGAGCUCCUUCAAAUCUUGAGAGAAGCAGCAGAUCAGAUCGAGUUGCUGAAGAUUGUAAGCAGAGAAAAAGAUUCCUUUGUAAGUGAAAGAGAGAUGGGUAGGGUUGCUUUAACUAAUCUCAUCACAAAAUUUGAGUAUUACUUUUUGCAACCCAACCCAAUGGUGUGUCUUCAUGAUGAUGAUGAAGCAGCAAUCAUCAAAUCUUUGUUUGAAAAACUUUCUUCUUUGCAAACCUUUCUGCAAACUGAAUCCAGUUGUGGCAAGGAAUUGGAAAUCAAAAUCAGAGACUUUGCACUCAAAGCUGAAGACGACAUAUGUAGCAACAUCCUUCUCGCUAAACACAGAGCUAUACGGCCUAACAACAAAAAGAUAAUGAAGAAGAUCCUGGGAGGGCUGAAUGAUUACAUGUGUUUUAGGGCGUCGUCUCACAGAGAAAAUAAUAAUAAUACUUCUCAGGAGCUCCUUCAAACCUUGCGAGAAGCAGCUGAAAUUGCAGCAGAGUUGUUGAUGAUUAUCAACAAAGAAAAAAGGCAUUGUGCAGAGAGGGAGAUGAUUUGUAAUGCUUUAACUUCUCUCAGGCAAACAAUUCAUGAGAUAGAGUUUCUUCAUGACGAACCGGAAACCAAAUCUUUCUUUGGAAAGCUUUCUUCUUUGCAAACCUUUCUCCAGGAGGAAUCUAGUGGUAGCGGUGCUAUGACCAAAGAUUUGAAAACCAAAAUCAUAGAUUUUGCACUAAAAGCUGAACACCUCCAAAUACAACUAAGCAACUUUUUUCAAUCCAAACACACAACAUCGUCUCAAGAAAACGCUUCCAGGGGACUACAUCAAGACUUGCAAGAGGCAACAGAAAAUGCAACAGAGUUGUUAAAGAUUAUUACCAAAGGAAAAGAGUGCCAUGAAAGUGCGAGAGAGAUGACAAGUGAUGCUUUAACUAUUUUCAUGAAAAAAUUUGAUUACUACUUUUUGCAAUCCAACCCAGUAGUGUUUCUUGAUGAUGAAGCAGCAAAGAUAUCUUUCUUUGAAAAGCUUUCUUCUAUGCAAGCCUUGCUGCAGGAUGAGGAGUCUAGUGCUGGUGGUGCUAUAAUCAAUGAUUUGAAAACUGAAAUCAUAAACUUUGUACUCAAGGCCGAAGAUGACAUUGAUACACAAGUAAACAAUUUACUUCAGGCCGAUGACACAGAAGAUUAUCAACAAAAAGCUUCCCAACUCAAUCAAACCUUGCAAGGAGCAGCAGAAAAUGCAGAAGGGUUCUUAAUGGUUAUCAACAGCAAAAAAGAGUGCAAUGAGAUAGAGGAGAUGGCUUGUAAUGCUUUAAGUAGUCUCAUGGUAACAAUUCAGCAGGGGUUUCAUGAUGAUGAAACAGUAAUAAAAUCUUUGCUUGAAAAGAUUUCCUCUUUUCAAGCUUUUUUGAAAAAGAAGUCUAGUGGUGGUGGUGGAAUGACAGAUUUGGAAGCUAAAAUCAAAGACUUUGCAAUCAAAGCUGGAGAUGACAUCAAAGUACAAAUAAACAAUUUUCUUCAGGCCAAAGAUACAGAGUAUCAAGAAAAAUUUUCCAUUUCCCAGGAACUCCAUCAGACCGUUAGAGAAGCAGCCGAAAGUGCAGCAGAGUUGUUGAAGAUCAUUAUCAACAGUAAAAGCAAUGAAGUUGAUGAGGCAAAUGAAACUCAGCCAUCAAAUUGUUUGGUAAAAUAUGACUCCAAGUUGUUGAAUGCUGAGUCUGAUGGAUCCUUGCUGCACUUUCUAAAGCUUGAGGACAGAAUGGUUGGUCGUCACCAUGAUUGUAGAGUGAUAAAGGACCAACUACUCACUUCCCAUUAUGAACUACCAAAGAUAAUCUCAAUUGUUGGAAUGGUGGGUAUUGGAAAGACUACUCUAGCGAGAAAUGUCUAUGAAGACCCAUCAAUUGCAUCACAUUUUGAUGUGCGAGGUUGGAUUACUAUACCUCACGACUACAAUAAGAGUCAAAUGCUAUGCAACCUUCUUCAGUCAAUUACUCCAGUGGAGCCAAAUGUAAUUAAAAAGGGAAGCACUCCAGAUGAACUAGAAAUGCAGGUAUGCAAAUGCUUACUUGGUAGGAAGUAUCUAAUUGUUUUGGACAACAUUUUGAGCAAUCAAGCUUUGAUUGACAUCAGACAGUGUGUUCCUAAUGACAAAGGUGGAAGUUGCAUAUUACUUACCACUAGCCACUACAAACAAGAAUACUACCAUAGCAACUAUAUCCACCACAUGGCUUUGCUAGAUCCAAAAGAAAGUUGGGAUGUAUUUUGUAGUAUCCUUCUUAUUAAAAAGCACCUGGCACCAAAAUUUGAAAAUAUUAGGAAUAGUGUUGUGGAGAAAUGUGAUGGAUUACCAAAGUUAAUUGUUGAAGUUGCGAAGCGUUUAUCUAAGUUCAACAACAUACAACAAGGGUGGAAGAAGAUUGAGAAGGAAUUAGAGUCAUUGGGAUUUCUAGAUCGCAAUGCACUCAUGGUCACUUACAAUAUGUUACCACGUCAUUUGAAAGUUUGCUUUCUAUACUUUGGAGUCUUCCCAAAACGGAAUAAAGUUCUGGUUAAAAAGCUUAUAAGGUUAUGGAUUGCUGAGGGAUUUGUGAAGCCAUUGAAUCACAACGAGUUAGAAGAUGAGGCUUAUAUGUACUUGCAGGAGCUUAUUGAUAGAAGCCUUCUCUUAAUUGAAGAUCGAAGUUGUAAUGGCAAAAUCAAGAUUUGUAGAAUGCACAGUGCCUUACAUAGCUUUUGCGUAGGAGAAGCUCAAAAAGGAGGUAUUUUAUGUGCUGUAGAUACUCAACAACAUUCAGGAUUGUCACUAAAAGCAUUUGCAAAUUCUUGUCGUUGGCUAAGUUUUUACUCACACCAUUUUGACUAUUAUGUGCUCUUUGGUACAAACAUCCCUCGCUCCAUUUUCUUCUUUCAUGAAAAUCCUGAAAUGUGCGUUCCUCUCAAGCUGUUAAGAGUUUUGGCUUUUGAUACUUCUAUAUUCCUUCAAAGAGUGCCGGUGCAUUUAAGGGAUUUAGUUUUUCUAAGAUACCUAUCCGUAGCACAAUGGUACGAGGGUUUGGAUGAAGUAGUGUCAAAUAAUCCAAAUUUACAAACGCUUGUUGUUUCUCGUGAUGGAGUACCAACUGUCCAUUUGCCAUCCAGUAUUUGGAAGCCACCACACUUAAGGCACCUUGAACUUGGCAAUUCAUAUAUGGUGGAUCCUCCAAGCAUGGUUAAAGAGAGUUUGCAAUCAUUAUCUUGUGUGUGGAGAUCAAUUCAUUGCAAAAUGGAGGUGUUUGACAAGUUGCCUAACAUAAAAAAGUUGAAAAUUUUCUUGAAAGAGGACAUAGAGGCCAGUCAUCACCCUUGUGGAUCCUCCAGGAAUCCUAUUGUUUUGGAUUAUCUUGACUAUUUGAAAGAGCUUGAGAAGCUAACUAUUUCGGUUUCGGUUGGAUGUGCAGUAAUCCUCAAAGAAAGGUCUAUGUUUCCUUCAAAAUUGAAGAAGUUGAGGCUAAGCGGGAUUAAUCUUUCUAAAAGGGAUUUGAUGGUUAUUGGCGCGUUGCCCCAGCUUAUGGUGCUUGAGUUGAGAAAUACCUUCCAUGGAAGGGUAUGGGAUGUAUAUGAUAGAGGAUUCCUUAACUUAAGAUUCUUGCUCGUUGAAGAUAGAAAACUCAAGCAUUGGGCUUGUGAUUAUGAUACCUUUAGCUUUCCCUUUCCCAAGCUUGAGCACCUAGUUUUAAGAUUCUGUUGUGCUUUGGAAGAGAUCCCUUAUAUCUUUACAGAUAUUCCCAACCUGCAAUUAAUUGUUUUGGAGCAGUGUCACUCUUCCCUUGUUACAUCUGCCAAAUGGAUUCAAGAAGAGAAACUGCAUUAUACAAACCAUAUUCUUGAGAUAAAAAUUAUGGGCCCUGAAUAUGAUGAAUUGCAGAAUACACAUACAAAUGUGUCUACAGACGACAAAUUUGCCAGCCUCACACUCUCACAGUGAUUUAACUGUUGUCACAAAAUGAGUAUCCAAAAGUUGCUAAGAGAAGGUGGUGAAACAUGGGCUCAAGAAGGUGAUGGUUAUUUCUCACAUCUUGAGUGGUUAAGGCUUGAGAUGUUAAUCGUUUAGAAGAAUUCCCUAGGUGUUCAACAGGAAAUUUGAGCCUUCGGUCAAUUAAGUUUGAUAGGUGUUGCUAGUCUGUUUGUUGCUUGUGCUAAGCACAUUCGAGACUUGCAGGUUGAAAUGGGAAACCACAUUUUUGAGGGGCCUGAAUAUGGUGAAUCACAUAUGGAAGGGUCUGUAGAAGACGACUUGAUUGGACUUGCAGUUAACUAACAGUUAUUUGAAAAUGAUAAUUGAAGGUUACAAAUGAAUUGGCUCCUCAUGACUUCAUCAACUGAUCUUCAAUUCAGAACUUAGAUUUAUUUGUUUGGUGCUUUUCUCCCCAGCCUCGUCACUCAGAAGAAAAUUCCAAUUGCCUUGUUUCAAAAAAUGCAGUGGAAGUUGAGAUUGAGUGGGCUUAAUCUCUCUGAGAGAGUGAGAGGCAUUUAAUGGCAAUUGGCAUGUUGCAUCAGCUUAAGAAGUGGGUUUAAUCUCUCUGGUUUUAGUUUCUGUUCUCUCUGAUUCAAGAAGGGCUGCAUCAUUUUUACAAAGAAGAAUGUUUGAGAUCAAAAUCGACGAGCCUGAAUGUGAGGAAUAGCCAUAUCCAGUUGAAGAAGUGGACUUGGCUGAAAUUACAAUGAAUUAACUACCGUUAAAAAAAUGGUAUGAACACAGAUACUGAAUGACACCUUCAAUUUUGAUGAGAUCCUAAAUGACAAGGCUCAAGAGUUUCCUCUCAAAUGGACAAUGGUCAAUUUUUCCUCACCGGACUUAGCCAAGGAGAUGCAUGUUAGUCAUUUAUGAUGUACUGUCAUUGGUGAAACCCUUGAUAGAUAGUGCGUUUGAGUUAACUAACCUCAAACACUGUAAAUAUUUUCUAUAUUUAUGAAUUUCUGGACAAUCAUAUCAUCUUAUCUCCUACUUCCUUAAGAUUGGAAACUUAUAUAUGGACUUUGAAGUAAAAUUCUUACACUGUGCCAGUGAUUUUAUUGAUAAAUGAGAAAGCAAUUGUUAUA